Lindgomyces ingoldianus is the source of this 1524-nucleotide messenger RNA. RefSeq names its product alpha-1,2-mannosyltransferase Kre5. The record is from RefSeq and is a predicted model, not a curated record. The transcript has 5 exons. Gene Ontology annotation, molecular function: alpha-1,2-mannosyltransferase activity. The coding region runs from base 1 to 1524 and encodes 507 amino acids. Gene Ontology annotation, cellular component: Golgi apparatus; membrane. Gene Ontology annotation, biological process: cell wall mannoprotein biosynthetic process; protein N-linked glycosylation. NCBI's taxonomy places the organism in Eukaryota, Fungi, Ascomycota, Dothideomycetes, Pleosporales, Lindgomycetaceae.
AUGGGGUUCGUACAAAAUCUCGUCAAGAGGAUACCGUCUUCAAAAGAAGACCUGCCGAAGCUCGAAGACAUCUCUCGCCGCGCAGAGAAGAUCUCUCCCCGGUUAGCCUUCUUCCGCCGUCGCAUACGUCUGAAAGGAAACUCCACCAUCUCCAUACCUUUAGGCAUAGUCCUACUGUUCCCAUGCAUUGUCAUAAUAUUAAUCCUAAUCCUCUUCGUGAGGCAUCCUCAGUCGUCGGGGAUCAUGAUGAUGCCCGCCGGAGCUCCUCCUUCAAUACGGCGGAUAAACGACAAAUAUGACAAAGUAUUCGUGAAUGGUUGCUUGGAGCCCCAGGUCAACGGACCGCGAGCAAACGCUGCCUUCGUCGUGCUAGCAAGAAACAAGGAGUUGGAGGGUGUUAUACAGUCUAUAAAGUCGAUUGAAAGGCAUUUCAACCGCUGGUUCCACUAUCCAUACGUCUUCCUCAACGACGGUGACUUCAACUCGACUUUCAAAGAGACAGUGCUAAAUCACACGAGUGGGCCAGUGGAAUGGGGAAAGAUUGGUCCGGACAUGUGGGGUUACCCAGAUUGGGUGGACAAGGCUGUUGCCAAAGAAGGUAUCCAGAAGCAGGGUGACGCUGCGAUUAUGUACGGCGGUAUGGAGAGUUAUCAUCACAUGUGCCGCUUUUACUCUGGUUUCUUCUACAAGCAUGAACUGCUCCAGAAGUACAAAUGGUAUUGGCGGCUCGAGCCAGAAAUCAAAUACUUCUGCGACAUUACAUACGACCCAUUCAUUCACAUGGAGCGCGAAGGAAAGACCUACGGGUUCACCAUCGCUGUGAAGGAACUCAAAGAGACUGUGCCCAACAUCUUCCGAUAUGCAUCAGCAUACAAGAGAAUGAACAAUCUCACGUCAAAAGGCUUGUGGGAGAUGUUCGUCGAGAAACCCAAGGAGGAGCCAAAGGAGCUUCCGAAGGACGAUCCAAAAUACAAGAAACCACUCCCGGAGGAGAUUCUCAACUCAGAACCGGGCACCGGUUCACUACCCGAUAUUGACCUGGAAGCAAUGGAGGGGGAGAAAUACAACAUGUGUCAUUUUUGGAGUAACUUUGAGAUUGCCCGCCUAGACUGGUUCCGCAGCAAAGAGUAUAACGACUUCUUUGAGAUGAUGGAUCGCAGUGGUGGAUUUUGGAUGGAACGGUGGGGAGAUGCUCCGAUCCACUCUCUCGCCGCCGGGGCGCUGUUGGGGCCGAAGGAUAUCCAUUACUUCCGCGAUUUUGGCUAUCGACACACAACAAUUCAGCAUUGCCCCGCUAAUGCACCGGCACGCCAACUCCAACGCAUCCCUUGGCUGGAGACGACGACCCUAGAUGAAAAGAAACGCAUUGAAGAGGAUGAAUACUGGGCAAGCCCCGAUCCACCAAAGGAGAACGGUGUUGGAUGCAGAUGUAAAUGUGACACAGACAUAGUUGAUGUGGAGGGCAAGCAAGGAAGCUGCCUCGCUGAAUGGGUCGAGGUUGCUGGAGGGUGGUCAUCACCUUGA